Molecule: messenger RNA, 3652 nt
Organism: Neogale vison (American mink)
Lineage: Eukaryota; Metazoa; Chordata; Mammalia; Carnivora; Mustelidae
Gene: KIFC3
Product: kinesin family member C3
Exons: 22
Coding region: 89-2905 (938 amino acids)
Biological process (GO): microtubule-based movement
Molecular function (GO): microtubule motor activity; ATP binding; microtubule binding
Source: RefSeq, a predicted model, not a curated record
CGAGCCCCGGGCUCUGCGGCGACGCCGGGAUCCUGCCUCUGCCAGGCCGGCCGCCCGGCGCCCGGAGGAGGCCGCUGAGCCCCGGGCCAUGGUCCCGUCCCGCCGGCCGUGGAACCUGGGAGCCACGCCCUCGCUGCGCGGCCUGUGGAGAGUGGGCCGGGCCGGGGAGCCUGAGCCCGGGAUGGCUCGCCCCGCCCCCGCCAGCCCGGCCGCCCGCCCUUUCCCAUACACCGGCCCGGGGAGGUUGAGAACUGGGCGUGGAAGAGACACCCUGGUCAGCAGUGACGAGGACUCCAGUGCCCGAAGUGCAGCCCGCCCGGCCCUAGCGCAGUGCCGAGCCCUCAGUGUGGACUGGGCUGGCCCUGGGAGCCCUCACAGGCUCUACCUGACCGUGCAGCAAGCCCUGCUGGACAAGGGGUGCGAGAACAAGAGUCAGGGGACGAAAGAAGAGAAGCUCCCGAAGAGGCAGGCGCCGGCCCCCAGGCGGGACCGGGAGGCCCAGGAAGCUGGUGGCACCAUGAAUGUAGAGAAAACAGGUGGGCGGCUCUUUGGCAGCGGGAGGUGCUCGAGCCUGGGGGGGCCACCGGGUGCGGCCCCCAUGGUGCAUAGGAUGGUGGAGGCCAUGUCCCAGCUGCAGGAGGAGAAAGCCCGACUGCAGGAGGAGCUGGCAGCCAUGCAGGAGAGGCUGGCCCUCCAAGACAGUGACCAGCAAGCCACCUCCACCCAGCCGCAGAACCAGGUGGAAAACCUGAAGGAGAAGCUCAUCAGCCAGGCCCAGGAAGUGAGCCGCCUCCGAUCAGAGCUGGGGGGCACGGACUUGGAGAAGCACCGCGACCUGCUGGUGGCGGAGAAUGAGCGACUGAGGCAGGAGAUGCGGCGCUUCGAGGCCGAGCUGCAGGAGCUGCGGGCCAAGCCGGCGGCCCCCUGCACGGGCUGCGAGCACAGCCAGGAGAGUGCCCAGCUCCGGGACAAGCUGUCGCAACUCCAGCUGGAAGUGGCCGAGAACAAGGGCAUGCUGUCCGAGCUGAACCUGGAGGUGCAGCAGAAGACCGACCGGCUGGCGGAGGUGGAGCUGCGGCUCAAGGACUGCCUGGCCGAGAAGGCGCAGGAGGAGGAGCGGCUGAGCCGGCGCCUGCGAGACAGCCAUGAGACCAUCGCCAGCCUGCGGGCCCAGUCGCCGCCCAUCAAGUAUGUCAUCAGGACCGUAGAGGUGGAGUCAUCCAAGACCAAGCAGGCCCUCAGCGAGUCCCAGGCCCGGAACCAGCACCUUCAGGAGCAGGUGGCCAUGCAGAGGCAGGUGCUGAAGGAGAUGGAGCAGCAGCUGCAGAGCUCACACCAGCUGACCGCGCAGCUCCGGGCGCAGAUCGCCAUGUAUGAGUCUGAGCUGGAGCGGGCACACGGGCAGAUGCUGGAGGAGAUGCAGUCCUUGGAGGAAGAUAAGAACCGGGCCAUCGAGGAGGCCUUCGCCAGAGCCCAGGUGGAGAUGAAGGCUGUGCACGAGAACCUGGCAGGUGUCCGGACCAACCUGCUGACGCUGCAGCCAGCCCUGAGGACCCUCACCAGCGACUACAAUGGGCUCAAGCGGCAGGUGCGGGGCUUCCCCCUGCUCCUGCAGGAGGCCCUCAAGAGUGUCAAGGCUGAGAUUGGCCAGGCCAUCGAGGAGGUCAACAGCAACAACCAGGAGCUCCUGCGCAAGUACCGGCGGGAGCUGCAGCUGCGGAAGAAAUGCCACAACGAGCUGGUGCGGCUGAAAGGGAACAUCCGGGUGAUUGCUCGUGUCCGGCCAGUCACCAAAGAGGAUGGGGAAGGACCUGAUGCGACCAAUGCUGUGACCUUCGAUGCUGACGACGACUCCAUCAUCCACCUGCUGCACAAAGGAAAGCCUGUAUCCUUCGAGCUGGACAAGGUCUUCUCCCCGCGGGCAUCACAGCAGGACGUGUUCCAGGAGGUGCAAGCCCUGAUCACCUCCUGCAUCGAUGGCUUCAAUGUCUGCAUCUUCGCCUAUGGCCAGACGGGUGCCGGCAAGACGUACACGAUGGAGGGGACCCCUGAGAACCCAGGCAUCAACCAGCGGGCCCUGCAGCUGCUCUUCUCUGAGGUGCAGGAGAAGGCUUCCGACUGGGAGUACACCAUUACGGUCAGCGCGGCCGAGAUCUACAACGAGGUCCUCAGGGACCUGCUGGGGCAGGAGCCUCAGGAGAAACUGGAGAUCCGGCUGUGCCCAGACGGCAGUGGGCAGCUGUACGUGCCGGGGCUGACGGAGUUCCAGGUGCAGAGCGUGGACGACAUCAACAAGGUGUUUGAGUUUGGCCACACAAACCGCACGACAGAGUUCACCAACCUGAACGAGCACAGCUCCCGCUCGCAUGCCCUGCUCAUCGUGACGGUGCGCGGGGUGGACUGCAGCACUGGCCUCCGCACCACGGGGAAGCUGAACCUGGUGGACCUGGCCGGCUCGGAGCGCGUGGGCAAGUCUGGGGCCGAGGGCAGCCGGCUGCGGGAGGCGCAGCACAUCAACAAGUCGCUGUCAGCCCUGGGGGAUGUCAUUGCCGCCCUGCGCUCUCGCCAGGGCCACGUGCCCUUCCGCAACUCCAAGCUUACCUACCUGCUGCAGGACUCGCUCAGUGGGGACAGCAAGACGCUCAUGGUGGUGCAGGUGUCCCCCGUGGAGAAGAACACCAGCGAGACACUGUACUCCCUCAAGUUUGCUGAGAGGGUGCGCUCUGUGGAGUUGGGCCCUGGGUCCCGCAGGGCAGAGCUCGGGUCCUGGUCCAGCCAGGAGCAUCUGGAGUGGGAACCGGCUUGCCAGACCCCACAGCCCUCAGCACGAGCACACUCCGCCCCCGGUUCUGGGACCACUAGCCGCCCGGGCUCAAUCCGAAGGAAGCUGCAGCCCUUGGCCUGACGGCUGGGGCUGCAGAGUCUCCAGGGAAGUCCAGGCCGGUGCCUGUGUAAUGGACGUGUUCCCUCUGCCAGCCCCGGGGACUGGGACCUGCGGCCUGGCCGGCCUGCUCCUGCUGUAGCACCGGGAGCCCGGGGUGGAGGCCGGAGUGGAGGUAGCCCUUCUGUCUCGCAUCCACUCAGAGAUGAGAAAACAUGUUCAGAAGGAAAUGGUGUCUCUUAGCACGUGGCUGUGGGUGCAAAAGGCAAUGGGCUGGAAGGGCAGGGAUGGCCCACUCCGCCUGGCAGGCCCGGGCCCUCGGGGAGCUCUUGUCAGGAGGGCAGGAGUAGGUGGGAGGGUGGGCCUCUUGCCUGGUCUGGUCGGGCUGUCCUGUACCUGCCAGGCCCUGCUGUAAGGGGUGGGUGGAGGAGCCCCUGGAAAGCAAAGGACCCGUGGGAUCUGGGCAGUUGGUGGGCACCCAGGGGCAGCCCUGGCCCCACUCCCCUCCGAGGUGGGCCCCUGUGCUGGAUUGUAUAUAGUGUUCCUAGAUGUACAUAGGAGCGUGGCCCUCCCUGCUGAGGGCUGGGCUGUAUUUAUGGCUGGCGGGAGGCCAGGGGCAAGGGAUCCUGCUGCUCCCCUCAUCUGCCUGUUAUCAGGCUCUCUCCUUGCUCACUGGCCUCUUGACAUUUUCUUCCCCCUCUGAAAUUCUAUUUAAGAACUUUUGGAAGCUUAGCCAUUUUUACUUAUUAAAAUAAAAACCUUUUUGCACAA